CUCUGCUUGUAGGAGGGAGUUCCAUUGAACCUGAGCUUCAUCCCUCUGGACAUCAAGCUAACCAACUGGGACGACCUGCCCGAGGCCUUCAGCCGACACCAGGAAAAUCGAAUACAGGUGCUGAGAUUUGUUCAGGAUUGGAGCAGCCUGCCGGCCAUGAAGCAAAAGCUGCUCCGACGCAGCGGCGUCCUCUUCCACAGUCCUACCCUGGGCCUGCAGCAGCUGGCUGCCAACCAGCGCCCUCAUUCCAGCACCAAGAGGUACCUGAGCAGAGACGAGGUUGCAGAGGCUUCCCUGAGCAAGGCCCAGGAGGGAGGAGGCAGCGUCCGGGUGGUCACCAAGGAAAACUUCUUCACAAAGAGGAGGUCUGGUUCUUCACUGACGCCGCCUGCUGCAGAGAGACAGAACGAGCAACCCGAAAAGACGGAGGAUGAGCAGCCUUCAGAGCCCGGCUAUCUUCAGGCUCUGGACAGUCAGGGUGUCCCUCUGUGUCUUUCCUGCCAGCAAGCCUGUCCUACAGCGGGUGGAGCUUGGGAUACACGAUUCUGCAGCCACAGAUGCCAGGAGGAAUUCCAGUUGCGGUCCAGCCAGACGUACAUGCGUUCCCGUGUGCUGGAGGCAGAGCAAGGCAUUUGUCAACACUGCGGCCUCCGUGCUCACGAACUGUUCCUAAAGGUCCGUGAUGCCCCCCCCUCCAAGCGGAAAGAGAUGCUUGAGAACACAUGGCUGGCCCAGCUGCCACUUAAACAGCUGAACGAGAUGAUCCGAGCUCCGGUGGAGGGAGAUUUCUGGCAGGUGGACCACAUCCGGCCAGUCUACAGAGGAGGAGGACAGUGCUCUUUGGACAACCUGCAGACGCUCUGCACUGCCUGCCACAAAACCCGGACGGCUCAGCAAGCCAAAGACCGCAGCCAGAUGAGGAAGAGCGCAACAGCCUCCAAGGUUGCGUCAGACAUCAGCAGGUUCUUCAUCAGGAAAUAAAAACACUCAGUUAAGCUAAAUUCCUCGAACCGAAGCAACUGGAUUAGGUUAUACAGACAUGGAAACAACUAUCCGCUGAAAUUUUUUUCUGGUUUUUAUGUGAUAGAUCAAUAAAAAAGUGUUUGGUAACUGUGAGGUGGAAGGAGAUUUGUAAAUUAGUUUCUGGAAAGUGUGGCAUGCAUUUGCUUUUAAUCAGCUUUGACAGCAGUUUGUCUUUUAGAAGAUUUUCUUCUUCCAUUCAUCUUUCUAUUAACUCUUAUCUGCUUCUCAACCCCACAUCAUAACUCGCCACCACCGUGUGUCACAUCAAGCUGUGCUCAUGGUGAUCUUAGUUGGUCAU
Molecule: messenger RNA, 1321 nt
Organism: Cyprinodon variegatus (sheepshead minnow)
Lineage: Eukaryota; Metazoa; Chordata; Actinopteri; Cyprinodontiformes; Cyprinodontidae
Product: DNA annealing helicase and endonuclease ZRANB3-like
Exons: 7
Coding region: 157-981 (274 amino acids)
Biological process (GO): DNA repair; replication fork processing
Cellular component (GO): nuclear replication fork
Molecular function (GO): nucleic acid binding; endonuclease activity; zinc ion binding
Source: RefSeq, a predicted model, not a curated record